AAAUUUACCAAGGCCAGGACGACGACCAGCGCCAUUCGAUUCAUAACACCAGGCGCCCAAAGGCCUCUGCCCCAAGCCCCUCCUCCCACGAAGGCCCGGCGCAUAUCACGAGGGGCUCGCUAGCAAGUCACCCCCCCCGGAACCGGCAGCAUCGGGCCCGCCCGCCCUGCACCACCCCCACAAUGGCCAGCCCCGGCACGGUGCGCCCGGCCGUGAGCCGCGUGCUCCAGCGCUGCCAUGUCUCUCAGCCCGCCGCCACCCUGCCAUUAUGCCAAUCGGCCCCAAUACCUACGAGGCUGCGACCUGCGCCCUGGCUCCUCCCGCGACAGCAUCAUCAACAGCAGCAGCGCAGCCUCUCGGGCUCGGCCCCGCUCUUGGAGCGCAAGACGCGCGACAGCAGCAAGCUCCGGGGCGUGUCGACGAUCCACCGCAGCGGGCCGCGCGAGGUGCUCUCGGUGUCGUUCGACGAACUCCCGCGGCCCAACCCGGACAAGAACGCGGGCCGCAUGACCGAGGCCGACAACGAGCCGGGCCACGGCCUCUGGGGCUUCUUCUUCGACAAGAAGAUGGUGCCCACGCCGGCCGAGGCGGCCGCGUACGGGCGCGCGUGGACGGUGCAGGAGCUGCGCGGGAAGAACUGGGACGACCUGCACGCGCUCUGGUGGGUCUGCUGCAGGGAACGGAACCGCAUCGCGACGGCCAACCACGCGCGGGACAAGCAUGAUAUCGGCUUCGGGGCGCAGGAGCUCGGAUCGAGAGAUGAGGCGGUGCGGCGGACGAUGAAGGCUAUCAAGCACGUGCUCACCGAGAGGUAUUAUGCCUGGGAGGACGCGGUCGAGCUGGCCAAGGAGGACCCGGAGAUCAACAUGAGCGGCAAAGGCCCCAUGUACACACCCUCAUCGCACUACGAUGAGGAGCUCGUAGACACUGCCCCGGAGAAGGCUGCCGGUGAGGCAGAGACUGCCCCUGUCGAGGGCGAGGCUGCUCCCGCCGGCGCGGAGACAGCAGAGAAGCCCCCGUCACAAGAUGCUGCCGCCGCCGACCCGUCGGUCGUCCCACCUUCAGCAACGAAGGAAGAGGCGCCAAUCGCAAGGUCUUGAAGGAUGGGCGAGCUGGAAGGCCGAAGUGAACGGCCUGGGGUAUGGUCUCUGUGCACGACGUCUCGCGAUGGUGGGGUUGGGGCAAGUGUGUGUGUCCCCUCCGGACCGCCUGCACCGCAUGAUGGAGGUAGCACUGAUAGCGUGUAUGUCUAUGUAGAUACCUACUGCCUACUGCCCACCUACUCACACAUUGUAUAUCUACCGCCUCAAUGUUCGUCGUUCUCUCCCUCAAACGGCGGUUCGGGCCGGCGAGCGGAGCCUACGGUGGACCUAGGGCAAUGGUUGCUCCUCGUGCCAAGCUCACGCUGAAUACCUACCUGCUUGUUUGCAAGAACAGACCCGAAUGGUUGGGCAAGGCAGCAGAUAUGGCGGGUUCAGGUUGUCUGGAUGCCAAGGGGAUGGACACCGUGGUGAGGCUCUUUGGCGGCGGGGCAUGUCCCAACAAGCCAGGGGGGGUCCCUGCUUCAUACAUGGAGGUACCGAAGCGGAACAAAUUUGGUGGCCGGGGAGUUUGAUAACACGAACGGCUGGGUUGACAGGGGUUUGGUGAAGCCAAAUCCGAGCUUGGUAAGGUGGCAGAAACGGGCGGGCUGGCUAAUGAGCACCCAGGCUGGCUGCAGGUACGGUACCGUGGGAAACCGUGGGAAGCCGUGGCGAGUAUUGGGAGACAUUUUCGGGUUGUGUGGAGACUCAGGCGGACGGUGUGAGCGGUAUGUGCAUGUCAUGGAAAAAUAAGGCCAGUCAGUUUCCGAGCAUGGGCGGUCAAGCAGAUUGAGCUCCCAGCCGAGAUGGCGGGGUUGCUGGGUUAUGUCAGCCACAGCAUGGAUGGAGCGGGGACGAGAGCUUGUUAAUGCAUCGGGCAGGGGUGCUCUGGAACACCGCAGCCCACCUACCUACCUUAGGUACCCGGGCAGGUACCGACGUACCUCUAGGCCUCUGGUCUGCUCUCAAUGCACAAUCCAUCCCACCCUCCCGCCUGGCCUCUGCCGGACUUUAUGGUCCCCGUCUCAGACUCCGAACCCACCGCUACACUUUAUCUCUCUUCCUUCCCUGCUGCCCCAACAUCGACUGCAACGAGCU
Messenger RNA from Gaeumannomyces tritici R3-111a-1, 2180 nucleotides. Its product is annotated as 54S ribosomal protein L4. Gene Ontology annotation, cellular component: mitochondrial ribosome; mitochondrial large ribosomal subunit. Gene Ontology annotation, molecular function: structural constituent of ribosome. The transcript has 2 exons. The record is from RefSeq and is a predicted model, not a curated record. NCBI's taxonomy places the organism in Eukaryota, Fungi, Ascomycota, Sordariomycetes, Magnaporthales, Magnaporthaceae. Bases 183 to 1100 code for a protein of 305 amino acids. Gene Ontology annotation, biological process: mitochondrial translation.